CCGAUGAACUCGUUCAAGGUUAGAAAAGUAGUUGAUGGAUCGCGAUAAUAAAAAACUUGAUGUACAUUCCAUACAAUAUUCGCUACUUACCAAGCUUAGGAUUAGCUAAAGCCUAAGGUAAACUGUAGCCAAAAAGCAUAACAACAACACCACGCUACUGCCUGGAGUAAUAAUGAGAGUCUCAGUCUCACAACCUCCAUAACAAAUAUAACAAUGGGCCACAAAAUAACACCAUGUAAUCCAUUGUGUAUGUCAAAUAGGCUAAUCCCUCUGUCUGAUCCAUGAUGCGGUUGUGGUGAAAAUUCAUUUCAUAUGUCCAUCCAACUCCUCCAGCAGACAAUUCGAUAAAUUUCUCACCAAAAUGUUGAGCAAACAAAACAUUCAAUUUUUAACAGUAUUACUUUUCAUUCUAUUUUUCUUCUCAUUGUUCACGCUCUACCGCAACAUAACUUUCCCACCAGUGAUAACAGAAAGUAACAGUCAGCAGAUUGUAGACAAGUCAGAAUUGCGUAGCAAUAAUCAGUUGUUGUUACCAAAUGCAAAUUACGGUGGUGGUGGCGAUGAUAUUGACGGCGAGAAUAAUAACAAUGUGGAAGAUACCGCAAUAAGUAACCAAGUACCGGUCCGGUAUGGAAGUGACAUUUUGAGGUCAUCGCCGGCCGACGACGUUUCACAAGUUGUUGAUUGGGAAGAAAUCGAGGCUGAAAUUAAAGUCAGGAUUGAAAAUGUGAACGAAUUGUGUAAAUCGUAUCAUUUGGGGAAGUAUAAGUGGUCACAUAACAGCAGCAAUGAUUUGGGACUGAAAGAGCCACCAACACCCUUAUUUUCAUAUUACUUUUGGAACAAGGAACACCACUUGGGAUGGUGUCCCGUUUACAAGGCAGGGUCAACAUCUUGGCUAUGGAAUAUGAUGAUUUUAGCCGGAUUUUCAGAAAAACAGUUGGAAAAUCCUCCCAAACAAUUAAGCAGUUUGGCCCGAGAAACGUACGGAGAUGCGGAACCGGAUGUGAAGACUGUGGAAAACGCUGUAAAAUUGCUUAUUGUUCGCCACCCCUUUGACCGCUUGGUGUCUGCGUAUCGUGACAAGCUGUCGAACUCGAGCGUGGGCCAUGAACACGGGACUCACCACUUUUACCUAAAAUACGGUAAAAAAAUCGUCCAAAAAUUCCGCACGGAUCCCACCAUCUCACAAAUUGAACCGACAUGGCCAGAGUUCGUGCGAUACUUAUUAUCCACGGAUUUACUCCAGUACUCUGAUGACCACUGGCUCCCAGCCUACUAUUCCUGCACCCCUUGUCUCACCCAGUACGACAUAAUCGCAAAACUGGAAACGUACAAUCGCGACCAGGGCUACAUCAUCUACAGAUUAGGUCUGGACAAAGUACUAAAACCGAGAUGGGCCCACAAACUACAGACUGACCGCACCCAACUUGUAUCCUCGUAUUUUGGUCAGCUAACAAAAACUGAAAUUUCCGAACUCUACCAAAAAUAUUGGUUCGAUUUCACCCUCUUUGGCUACGACUACAAGGAAUUUUUAAUCUACGGCAAAGAAACGUGAAAGAUUAUUUAUUCAUGUCUUACAUAUUAAUUUCUUCUUCAUCAUUUCCAAUACGGACUAUACUUCUCGUUCAACUUGUGAAUGCAAAUUAUCAACAAAAUUAUAUAAAUGAACGAUCCAAGGCAGUGGAAACCGGCAAUCACGGAGAUCACGAAGCUGGGAGUCAUACGCAGCGUGGACUCGACGAUUGGCCCGAAUCCCGUAUUUUUAAACCGGUCCAUCGUCAACAUGACCACGACGACGGAAAACGCCAUGGAUUGGAGGAGGAGGAAGAAAAUUAUGAUGUAGGAGAGGAAACGCUGGCGUUUCUAAAAAAAGUACAAAAAUCUUCACAUUUUUACCAAAAAUUGCUAAGUAAAUAAAUCGCUUACCCAAACUAAUCCGCAAAAAAUGGCCACUCCAGUGAUAAACAGGCCAACAUCGUAAAUCCAGAGGAAUAUUAAAUCAUACAAAGUUGGAAUCUAAAUAUAUAGACAAAUUAAAUCGAAAAUUAGCAUAAAAUUUCCGAAUAAAUUAUUAAUACAUUUUAA
Molecule: messenger RNA, 2088 nt
Organism: Folsomia candida
Lineage: Eukaryota; Metazoa; Arthropoda; Collembola; Entomobryomorpha; Isotomidae
Product: carbohydrate sulfotransferase 11
Exons: 4
Coding region: 362-1558 (398 amino acids)
Biological process (GO): carbohydrate biosynthetic process
Cellular component (GO): membrane
Molecular function (GO): sulfotransferase activity
Source: RefSeq, a predicted model, not a curated record